This is a messenger RNA of Eremomyces bilateralis CBS 781.70, 1518 nucleotides long. RefSeq lists its product as uncharacterized. The record is from RefSeq and is a predicted model, not a curated record. The transcript is spliced from 2 exons. The coding region runs from base 1 to 1518 and encodes 505 amino acids. NCBI's taxonomy places the organism in Eukaryota, Fungi, Ascomycota, Dothideomycetes, Eremomycetales, Eremomycetaceae.
AUGGCCACCCAACGUCCCAACCUGCCAGCUACACACGCCACACUACCCCCCCCAUAUUCCUAUCAAACUUCCUUUUGCCUUGGUCCACCACUCCACCUCUGGAGUCUGGACUACUCAACAAAAGGUUGCCUUAGUACCUCUGGUGGGUGGGAAGUGGGACAACACUCACUGGGACUGUUCCUGGUAUUAAAUAUAGAUGACAUCGGAAAGACUGAACGAGAAAGCAACAGUUUAUCCCUUCGAACGCAGCUAUCUGCCACCAUGGCCCGCAUCGUAUCUCUCCCUGUGGAGAUCCUUGAAGAAAUCGGAGAAGUCAUCGGAAAUAGUUACUAUCCCGAGAAUCUCUUCGAUUAUCGAUUAACAUGCUCUCUCUUACGAGACACAAGCCUUCGGGCGUUCAAAGAUAAAUAUUUUUCUCGACGAAAUCAUCUCCUUACGGAAGAAAGCCUACUAUGUCUUUUAGACAUCGCUCGAGAUCCCGCACUUGGCCCUGCUAUCAAAAGCGUUACGUUCGCUACUGAUGGCGUUUGUUGUGGCGUCCAUACUAAGCAUACUGAUCUGUAUGACUCCGAUGACUCCGAUGUAAAAGGACCCACAGAGUUUAUCAAUGAACAGAAGUGUCGGAGAGACAAUGACGAGGAUAAGAUGUUACUGAGGGAGAUAUUUGCUCGGCUCAAACGGUGCACUGAGAUCGCAAUCGUUGGACCUCACUACGAACGGAUAUUUGAUCAUCUCCCUGAAAUGGACCCAACCCCAUGGGGCUUAAAACGCCUUCGUAAAAAUGUUAUUUAUGGGUAUCUCGAUGACUCAAGCGCCUCCUCAUAUGUGUACCGGAUAGUAAUAUCUGCCAUUUUGUGGAGCGAAAUACCCGUCAAGAGGCUACAUAUUGGUCCGCGCAACAACAUCGGCGGGAUUCUUCUUACUGAACUAGCUCUGCCAAACUUCUAUUACGACAUUCUCCGAGAGGUAUCCUUCAAACAGUUGGAGACUCUUGAGUUGGGUGUCGAUACCUCGUCGGGACCUAGUCUGUUUGUUUGGCAUUUUGUGUCUGGGUUCUUAAACACGGCGCCUGGUAUAUCGAGAUUGAUACUGUCUGACUCGACGCACUUGAGAAAACAGGUCGGGAAACGGUUAUUUCAAUUCCUUGCGAAGGAAGUCAACUUCAACCAUUUGAAAGAGCUAGAAUUGAACUCGUGGACACUAAACGUGGAUGAUCUGCUGAUUUUCCUGCGAAAGCAUGUCAACAGUAUCCGAUCCGUUUCCUUGGUGGGCAUACAACUUGUAGAUCCUUUGGAUCGAAGUAUUCGUGGCAAGAAUUGGAGUCGACUGGCUACUGCGCUGUUGGAACACUUCAAAAUUGAUCGGCUACUCAUUGCAGAGUGCAUGGUUCACGGAGAUUUCGCACUGGCUCAUGGCGACGAUGGCAAAGGGCCUCUGGAUAUAGAUGCAUCUGGGGAGACGGAGAUUGAGGAGGCAUUGAAUCAGCUUCUCCGUGCCAGAGGUGCUGUUAGCAGCUAA